AUGGACUCAGCAAACCCACAUCACAUGGAGUGGCAUGCUGAGCCUAGGAAGGGACAAGCCCUGAGUGCUUGAGAGUAUGGGGUCUGCUCCAAGCCCACUGCCUUCUGCACUGACCUCUCCUCUCCCUCUGCAGGACUUCAGGGGGACAAGAAGUCCAUCAUAAAAUUUGAAUUUAACCCCAAAGAUGGGAUCGACAACCCUGCCUUGUCACUGGCUGAGGACGUGGGUGGCGAGGGCGUGGGGCAGCCCCGGUUCUGCCUCCUGAGCAAGGGCAGCACAGAGACCUUUGGCUUCUGCCUCCAUGAGGAGCUGGGCUGCCCGGGCCAUAUCAUCAGGCGGGUGGAACUGGGGGGCCUGGCCCAGCGCAGAGGGCUGCAGGAUGGGGACCGGCUCCUCCAGGUCAAUGGCCACUUUGUGGAUCACAUGGACCACCAGAGGGUGGUACAGAAGAUCAAGUCCAGUGGGAACCAGGUCCUGCUGGCAGUGCUGGAUGGGGAGUCCUACGAAGCAGCCAGAGCCCUGGGCAAGGACCUGUCCCAGAUGCUGCCAUCUGACAUCCGCCCUCGGCUCUGCCACAUCACCCGGGACAAAAGUGGCUUUGGCUUCAGUGUGUCGGGUCUGGAAGGCACCAAGGGGACCUUCCAGCUAUCGGUGCGACAGGACGGGCCGGCAGAGAGAGCAGGGGUGCCACCGGGCUCCUGGCUCCUGGAGCUGAACGGAACCAGCGUGAGGAGCUACUCACACAUACAGCUCGGCAGAAAGCUGAAGCAGAGUGGCAGCAAGGUGACGCUGUUGGUGGCAUCCAGUGCUGUGGAGGAGUUUUAUCGCCUUCGGGGUCUGCAGGUGCCGGCAGCCUUGGCAGAUACCUCCUGGCUCCCUUUCAAGGUCCGAAAGCUGCACAUGGUGAAGGGUCCGGCUGGUUAUGGCUUUCUGCUGAAGGAGGAUGACUGCAGAUCAGGGGCCACAGGCCAGUUCCUGUGGGACGUGGAUGCAGGGAUGCCAGCAGAGCAGGCAGGGAUGAAGGAAGGGGACCGACUCCUGGCUGUGAACGGGGAGAGCAUUGAGGGUCUGGAUCACUACCAGACAGUGCUCAGGAUCCGUGCCCGGGAUGACCAAGUGACACUGCUGGUCAUUGACCCUGCUGCUGAUGAGUUCUACCACUCGAUUGGGCUGUCCCCUCCGUUGUCCUUUGAGGAUGGUGACUCUGCCUCAGGCUCCUGCACACCUUCCCUGCCCUCCCCCAGUGACUCCCCUGGACUCUGUCACGUUGAGGUGGGACCCAAGGAACCUGGUUCCUGGCUGGUGGCUGUUGCCAACAGUAUAGAGAUCACAAAGAGCCCAUGCCAGGAGGAGCAGAAGAGGCUGUACCAGGCUUUCUAGUGGCCCAGGGGGGCCGUGCCUCCAGCCAGGAUCCCCAGCACAGCACCUUGACCCAGGCCACAUCCAGCACAUCCUGCUCCCUGGAUGCACACACAGCAUCACACCUCCCAGGGACUCAUCACUACUGGCUGAGGCUGCCUCCAACCUUUUUAUUAACCAUGGCAGUGCUUUCUUGUAACCUGAGGACAGACCUGUGUCUUUGCCUGCCCAGCUGCCUCCAGAGCUCUCCAGGGCCAUUGCACUGAUGCACAGCUCCAGGAACUCCAGGGAGAGCUGGGACACUGCCCUCCAAACUGUGGCCCAGGGGACUGGGGAGCUUGAGGCUUGGCUCUGCCUGGGGCUGAACUUCAGGCUGCUGUGAGAAGGAGAAAGGAAGCAGAAGAGGCUGACAGAGCCCCCCACCUCUCAGCCUCUUGGCCCAGGUCUACCCCUGCAUGGAUAUUUCUAUUGUGCUCCUCAUCUCUUCCUCCCUAAGGAAGGAAUCCUCAGGGAUGCAGGCAGUGAGCAUCCA
Messenger RNA from Calypte anna (Anna's hummingbird), 1891 nucleotides. It is a transcript of the gene NHERF4, whose product is annotated as PDZ domain containing 3. The transcript is spliced from 9 exons. NCBI's taxonomy places the organism in Eukaryota, Metazoa, Chordata, Aves, Apodiformes, Trochilidae. The record is from RefSeq and is a predicted model, not a curated record. Gene Ontology annotation, biological process: protein localization to plasma membrane. Gene Ontology annotation, cellular component: apical plasma membrane. Gene Ontology annotation, molecular function: protein-membrane adaptor activity; signaling receptor binding.